Molecule: messenger RNA, 1875 nt
Organism: Chrysoperla carnea
Lineage: Eukaryota; Metazoa; Arthropoda; Insecta; Neuroptera; Chrysopidae
Gene: Rcd5
Product: microspherule protein 1
Exons: 7
Coding region: 70-1833 (587 amino acids)
Biological process (GO): positive regulation of transcription by RNA polymerase II
Cellular component (GO): NSL complex; MLL1 complex; Ino80 complex
Molecular function (GO): G-quadruplex RNA binding; protein binding
Source: RefSeq, a predicted model, not a curated record
AAAAUAAAAUUAAACAAAAAAAAGAUAAUACAUUUAAAUAGGUUAGAAUUUAUAUUUUAUUUGAAUAAAAUGGAUAAUUCGGCGUCCUUUGGAAAUACAUCCAUAAACACAGAUAAUGCAGAUGUAUCUGGAACAUUAUCUGGUUCAGACAUGAAUCAUGAUAAUACAAAAAGACGCAGUUCUUCAAGAUCGAUCAAAAGACGGAGAUUUGAUGAUGAAAUUGUCGAAUAUAGUUUGGGAAUACCAGGAGCGUCAGCAGUAAAGGGUGCAACUGGAGGUCGUGUACGUACUCAAUCAUUAAGCACUGUUGGCGUUGGUGUUGGUGGAACACAUUCAACGCAUAUUCAUGAUAGUAUCCAUCCAUCAUCCCCAUUAUUGUCAACUUCAACCGUUAUAAGUACUGUAGCGGCGGGUACAGUACACAAUACAACAUCAACAAGCACACCAUCGCCAAGUGUGGGUGUUAUGUUAAGUGGUGUUGGUGUUAGUGGUAGUGGUAAUAUAACACAAACAACAAGUAUUACAGCCAGUGGAGCUGUUGGAAUUCUAGCAACACCGCCAAUCAGUAAUAAUACACCUCCACAUCAAGGGGUAGUGCAUAGUGAAGUAAAAAAAAAACAUCAUCAUUAUCCGAUGAAGCAUAGUACAAUUGUUCAUGGUCAUGGUCAUGGUGUCCAUGGAGGUGCUGCGCCAUCAUCCACGCGUACUAAGAAAAAAGGUCGUCAACAUAAUCAUUUGACCACAAAAGACUUGGGAAGAUGGAAACCCAUGGAUGAUUUAGCUUUAAUUAUUGGCGUUCAACAGACAAAUGAUUUAAAAACAGUCCAUUUAGGUACAAAAUUUUCAUGCCGAUUUACUGUACAAGAACUACAGCAAAGAUGGUAUGCAUUACUUUACGAUGAAGCUGUUUCACGUGUGGCAGUCGCUGCUAUGCGAAGUCUACAUCCAGACAUUGUUGCUCAUGUUCAAGAUCGUGCAUUGUGGUCGGAGCCAGAAGAAAAAUUGUUAUGUUCAAUACCAUCCCAAUCAAAUCCAGUUAUGGAAACAUUCGAGGAGCUACUAUCAAAACAUUCAGAUGUUUUUUAUCCACAACGCAGUGCGAAGUCAUUGCAUCAACAUUGGAUUACACUACGUCAAUAUCACUUAUUACCUGAUCAAAGUUUAACUCCAUUGCCAAACAAUAAUACUACUAACAUUACAAAUAAUAGUAAUAGUACCACACUUGGUACAUUAAUUACACCACAAAGUGCACUUGAUAAUGGCAUUCCAACAAAUUUUAAUGAUGCCGAAGAUGCAAUCAUCAAUUCAGAACUAUCACUUGAAACAAAUGCAGAUGAAGAAAUCGAAACGAAUGUUGCAUUGACACAGAGGAAAAAUGUCAUGGAAAUACGUCAACUAGAAAAUGAGCUAGGACGAUGGCAUGUACUUGUAGAUUCUGUAACUGGAUAUAGUCCACCUGAUUUUGAUUCACAUACAUUGGCUGUGCUACGUGGACGUUUGGUUCGCUAUUUGAUGCGAUCACGCGAAAUAACAAUUGGUCGAUCAGCUAAAGGCUAUGAAGUUGAUGUCGAUUUGUCGUUGGAGGGACCGGCGUGGAAAAUUUCUAGACGCCAAGGAACUUUAAGAUUACGGAAUACUGGUGAAUUUUUCCUGUCGUCCGAAGGUAAACGUCCUAUAUUUGUGGAUGGUGUACCAAUAUUACAAGGGAACAAGGUUCGAUUAUUCAAUAAUUCCGUUGUAGAAAUAUCAUGUUUACGUUUUAUUUUUACUGUCAAUAUGGACUUAAUUCGAAUUAUUCGAAACGAAGCGAUACGGUUAGGUUUACCACCAUAAAUGGCACAAUAAAAUAACAAUUAUUAAUUAAUAAUACCUAGA